Messenger RNA from Paramisgurnus dabryanus, 2080 nucleotides. NCBI's taxonomy places the organism in Eukaryota, Metazoa, Chordata, Actinopteri, Cypriniformes, Cobitidae. The record is from RefSeq and is a predicted model, not a curated record.
ACGAAACGAGUCAUUUAUCGAGGACAUGGAAAUAAUACGAAGAGGACACUAAGCUAAACCGUGUGUGGAUCGGUUCGUGAACUUUUUCUGAAUCGUGAUUUAUGCAAAAAAAAAUUGUUUGGAUAAAUACAGCUUCUUGAUAAGUGUCGCAAACUGCGUUUUAUAACUCUGUGGAUGUGGCAGUUUUUUUUUAUAAUAUAGUGCUUGUGUGGCAGUAGUGUCGUAUAUUUAUUCUCUAAAUAUUUGUUUUGUAGUUUGUUUGACAAACUAACAUGCGGAAACAGGCAGGACACAAACUAAAUAGUUUUGCUCGCUGCAGUCCACGAGCGUUUUAUUUCGUAAGGACACAUUAUCACCCGAAAUUACAUUUUUAAGGAAACUCUCAUUGGGUGAGUAAAGCUAUGAUGACUCACUCAUUCAUCAUGAUAGCCCUCAUAUGGUUAUAGUGUUUCUUAAAUAGACUAAUACCACAACCUUAGUAAUAUAAUGCAGGACAAUUUCAUGUGCAUGGGAACCUUUGAUGUGACAUGAACCAGAGAUGAUUAAUUUUUUAUUAUGGAAGACACCACAACCAUUUUUUUUCUUCCUUAGUGGACAUUGCUUUUGUCACACAUAAUGGCUGUGAUGGAUUUGAACUUGACCACUGUCGUUGACAGCGGUUUCAUUGAAAGCGACCAGUCGACUCGAGUUCUCACCGGUUGCUUUCUUUCUCUUCUGAUUCUUUCCACCUUACUGGGAAACACAUUGGUCUGCGCAGCUGUCACAAAGUUUCGCCACCUACGCUCUAAAGUCACAAACUUUUUUGUCAUCUCGCUGGCGGUGUCGGACUUGCUGGUGGCCAUUCUGGUCAUGCCCUGGAAGGCUGUGACAGAGGUAGCUGGCUUUUGGCCGUUCGGUUCCUUCUGUGACAUUUGGGUGGCUUUUGAUAUCAUGUGCUCCACAGCUUCCAUCCUGAACCUCUGCGUUAUCAGUGUGGACCGAUACUGGGCCAUUUCCAGCCCGUUUCGCUACGAGAGGAAGAUGACUCCCAGGGUGGCCUUUGUGAUGAUCAGUGUGGCUUGGACACUGUCUGUGCUCAUCUCAUUCAUCCCAGUACAGCUAAAAUGGCACAAGGCGCAGCCGACAAGCUUCUCGGAGGUCAACGAUUCUCACGGCGCUUUGCCGAUGGACAACUGUGAUUCAAGUCUCAACAGGACGUAUGCUAUUUCCUCCUCCCUCAUCAGCUUUUACAUUCCCGUCGCCAUCAUGAUCGUAACAUACACUCAGAUCUACAGAAUCGCCCAGAAGCAGAUCAAAAGGAUCUCCGCCUUGGAACGGGCGGCCGAGAGCGCCAAGAUCCGGCACGACAGCAUGGGUAGCACUUCCAACGUGGAUUCGGAGAGCUCCUUCAAACAGUCAUUCAAAAGGGAAACGAAAGUGUUAAAAACUCUCUCUGUUAUAAUGGGAGUAUUCGUUUGCUGCUGGCUGCCCUUUUUUAUCCUGAACUGCAUCGUGCCGUUUUGUAAACACAGUGCAAAAAGCGGUGACACCAAUCUGCCCUGCAUCAGUCCAACAACCUUUGAUGUUUUCGUGUGGUUCGGAUGGGCGAAUUCAUCGCUCAACCCAAUCAUAUACGCCUUCAAUGCUGACUUUCGCAGAGCUUUUGCCAUCCUACUGGGGUGCCAAAGACUCUGUCCAGGCAUUAAUAGCAUGGAUACGGCCAGCUUGAACAAAAACUGAAAAGCAAAACUGAAAUGCAUCACUCUUCUCUCUGUAACGUAAGGGAGACCUCAUGCGUGGAUGGAUUGGCCUGUGAGCCAUGUGUGUCACACCAGUUCAUUGCCAAAGAAGGCUAUUGGAAAAUAGAUUUGGGAUUAAAACUGUGGGAUGUAGGACAGCAGGUCUGAUGUUUCUUAAGCAAGGAUGCUUUUUAUAAUACGUUAACUUCUCUAAAAUGAUGCAUGGUUGGCCUCGUAGUUGCGUGCAGGUUAUUUCAUGCCAAACUGUUUACCAAUGAAUAACUGAAUUUACAAGUCACUUGCAUAAACUAGAAAAGUGUCAUUUUAUGAUCAUAAAAAUACAGAAUGUUCAUGAGAAACUG